UCAUCAUCAUCGUCAUCAUCGUCGUCGUCGUCGUCAUCGUCGUCGUCAUCGUCGUCGUCAUCAUCAUCGUCGUCAUCAUCGUCGUCGUCAUCAUCAUCGUCGUCAUCAUCAUCAUCAUCAUCGUGCACCCGAUGCGACCAGCGCUCAUGCUCUUUGUAAGAGGUAUAGCAGCAUGCCUAGUAGGCUUAUGUAGAAUACUACCGUUGUUCUGCCGCACCUACAUACUGCUUCAGGCUUACUGUAUCAAGAAAGACCACAAUAUUUAGUGGACGAUAAGGGUCAACAUCACAGCCUAUAGCAUUGAGAAAAUCUUUACUUUUGUAAAUAAUGAAAAGGAAGAGCUUUGUGAAUUUUUUGUAUGGAAAAGUCGCUAAAAUGACGUUAUACCGUACUCCCAUCAUUUUGAUUAGAAUUAAGCAGGAUCGAAGGGGAUCGAGCAGCCAAUGAUAGGGCGUCAUUCCGUGUCGAUUUGAUUUCCUUUUCCAAAAACUUGACUAGAAAAGGUCUAAUCAAGGAUAGAACGUCAGAAAAUACGAUUUUUAAUUCUUUUUAAAAAAUUCAGCAGACGUUUUACAAAAGCAGACGCAAAAGGAAACAUCGGCCAACACGAAAUUGCCCGAAGUGCUUAUGACGUGGUUCAACGAAGGGUCUACAUCGUCAGCAAUAGCACUGGGAGAAAAACUUAGAUUUAUAUAUAUAAAAGUCCAGAAAGCUUUACAGAUUUGUUAAAUAUGUGAAAGUCUGUGUUGUUAUCAUUUUGAUGAGGAGUAGGGGUGGGGGGACGUCAGUCAGUGUCACUUGUUUUCCUUUUCCAAAAAGUUCGAAAACCCCGUCCAGAAUGCGAUUUAAGAAGUAAAGAGACGUGCCACAAAAAACAGAAGGAAAAGGGGGCAAACGAUAUAUUUUAUGCACUAUAAUAAUAUUUUUUCCUAAGUCUUUUAAAUUUGGAUUUAUUCCGGUACAAAGUUAGCAAGUAUUUUUAGAAGGGAGGGGGAGGAGUCAUUUCGUUGUUCUCCUUUUAAAACAAAAGAAAAAAAAAACAAAACAAAAACUGGUUAUUUGGAAAAGUAAAAUCAAUCAAUAAAAUGAUACAAAUAGAGAAAACAUUUAUGAUAACAUAAAGAAGAAUUAACGUCAAAGAUAAUGAACACGAGAAUCCCAAUAAUGCGUGUCUCCCUUUUAUGAGCUUUCCAUAAGUCUCGGUGCUUCCACGUGCGCAUAUUGAGUAAUAUUAUUAAGUCAUUUAAGCAGUUACGUGAUUACUUUGCAGACGUGUGCAAAUAAUCAACUAUGCCCCGGCCAAGAAAGUGGUAUCCAUUUGGAUAUACGGUCUCCGUGGAUAAACGCGGGCGGGUUCGUAAACGUAAGCUGCAACUUUCAGCGGAGGAUAUGAGGACUUUCAUGCGGCUAAACAGAACUCCUGACCAGGGGCAAAAUGGACUAACCCUAACCCAGCAACAGGAGGAACGUGACACCUUCCAGGAUAUUCCUCUAGAUAGCAAUUCAUCAGGUGCAAGUGGAGUCAGCAAUCACAAGAAGAAAAAAGUGACUGAGGCUGAGGGCUGGAAAGAUCUGCGAGCAGGUCUUGUUCGUGUCCACAUUGAAGGAUUCAGUCCUGCCACAAAAAAAUGCAGCUUCUGUGGCUGUGCACAGGUCCCAGAGAUUAUCUGGUGUCCUGAUUGUGGACCUAGAAGCCUUUAUUGCAAGGCUUGUGAUGAGAAGAUCCAUUCUUUGGUGCUAUAUCAUCAGACAUACAGUUGGAAAGAAGAUGCAUCAUUGUUUGCACCUGUGUUAAGAGAAACAACCAUUUUGUCUGAGCACCAGUGUGACAAGCUCUACUACCGUCAAAUUACAGUUUUUGAUGCACAAGGCAGAGCUCACCAAAUCAAAGUGCAGUUUUGUGAAUGUGAGCCAGAAGCUGUAACGUUAGUUAGAAAUGGGUUAUGGCCAUCAACUCCGAAGAAGCCAGAGACAGCAUUCUGCAUGAAACUAAUGGAGCUAUGCAGAAUGCUACAACUAGAAGGGCAAAUGUCUCUGCAGAAAUUUUGCAAUGCAUUAGAGCGGAGGACAACAUUUCUGCACAGUCACAGCAGGGACUACAGAAACCUGUAUAAGGCACUGGGUAACACAAUUAUAGAAUUUCACCAUCAUCAGGUGUUGUGUCUUGAAACAGCUCAUGCCCACGAAUUACUGGGCAAGAAGUGCCCAAUAUGUAGCCUGAAGCCAGAGAGACGUGUUAUCUCGAUGGAUGCUAAUUUUGGGCUUGUGCACAAGAUGAAUUCUGGAUUUGGACCUGGACUUGAACAUGCUAGAUUUAGUGUGUUUUGUCCAGAUGAUGAUGUCAGAAACUUUGUCAACACUCAUCAUGAGGCAACAUCGAAAUCAAGUAGCAAAUCUUCGGAAUGUUCAAAUUUUCAAGCAGGUGAUCUUGUCAGGUCAAAAAACAAAAAUGCAAAACUGGACAUCAGAGGAGUGUUUGGUGCUGUGUGUCAACAUGGUUUCCCUCUGCAUUUUGUGAAUAUGCAGCAUGGAGAGAGAUUUGGGUAUCCUGUAUAUAUUUUACAACGAAUUGCUGCAGAGCAGCUUUUCACAGCUAGUACAAAACAAAUUGUGAUGUACGAUGUUGCCUGCUCACUGCAGACUCAUAUAACAAAGCAUUCUCAACUAUUUGGACAGCUGUCUGAAAAAUUUAGAUUUGUUGUUCCUGUGUUUCACAGCUUUGCACAUAUAACACAGUGUCAGAUGACAAAAGGACAGCGCUUUUGCGAGGGCACAGGAUUAAUAGAUGGUGAAGCUAUGGAACGCUUAUGGUCUUUCCUCCGCAGAUUUGCGUGGAGUAAAGAAAUGACUUUGCCCAACAGGCAAGAUCUACUAAGCAGUGCUCUGCUACACUAUGCCAGGAGGAUUUUUGUGUCAUUAGCUGACACACUGUCUGUAAGACUCAAAAAGGCAAGGGACACGCAGGCAAAAGCCAAAGAGAUUAUCCAUGAGGUUGAAAGCAAGUAUAGAGGAACUGCUGCAGAAUGGCUGCACAAGCUGAAGGAUACUAUAUCAACAACCAGUGGUCAUAGAGAAAGCUCUACCUCUGAUUCUCUGCUUGAGAAAGCGAGGAAGCUGUCAGCUGAGCGGCAGCAACUGCUGGGACUAAAGAGACGCUAUGCUGAUGGACAAAAAAUUGCCCAGAAAAUUGCGAAGAAGCUGCGGACAACAAACACACAGCUGCAGUCUGUCAUUGGGUCUUUAAAAAAUGUAUUUCCAAACAUUUCACCAGCUGAAUUUAGAGACCCAGAGUCAGCUCUGUACACUCAUAUAGCACCAGAACUGAACUCAGAGCAAGUGAGGGCAGCCAAUUGUGCAGCAGACUACGAUCGUGGGCAAGAAGAGGAACAGCGAAUAAUAUAUGAUAUUUGCCUUUUACAGCAGUGGCUGAUGGAGCAAAAUGUAUCAUUAUGUCAGCCAUCAGACUUAGUCAGUCGAUAUGACUGUGCCCUAAACCAUGUUAAGUCUGUAAGUAAACAUAAAGUGGAAUGCCAGCUAAGGGAUCUGCAUGCCAAAUGUAAGGAACAGCCAGGAUUUUCGCAAGUCAUCAUUGACUACUCAGUCUCCAACCUACUGUCAUCUUCCGCCUCCACUUGCCAGCCAAAUUCUGAUGACAACGAGGAAUUGAUAGAUGUAAUUAGUGAACUUAACUCAGAUAUUGAAUCAGAAUCUGAUGAAGACGAGGAGGAGGAGGAAGAGGAGGAGGAGGAAGAACAUUUUUUUCCAUAAGUCUUUGACCUUUUACUUUCUAUAGUCAGUCUACUGAGUUGGACAAUUGAUAUGUUUAUUGAUAACAUAAAGGUAUUUAAGGGAUGAUAGCGUUUUUAUUUUGCUUCAAAGCAUUGCUACAAUCAACAUCAAUGAAGUCUUCAUGAAUUCAUUGCUACAUUUUUGAACCAACAACAGUGUAAUCUAAUUCUUUUUUUUUUAUUUUUUUUUUAUUUUUUAAUAGCAAUGUAUUUCAUCCCAUUUCUGGAUGAACUUUUUGCCAUGUGUGGAGUAGCAGAGCAACGUGUGCUUACUACAAAUACCUUGUCAUCAAAUAAGUGUUAGCAAAUGACAUUUAACCUGUGUUAUUUUCAACUGUGCAGCCUUCUUUCUCAUGAUAUUUCUAGAUAGAGCAAACAGAAAUGCUGCAAAUAACUUGUAGAUGAAAAUUUUUGGUCUUGAUGUGGAACACACUUUAGUUUUAAACAUGUGCUUUUCAUCAUUUGCAUUAUCAAGAUAUAGUGCAGUGAACUUGUAAUUCUGGUGGUAAAAUAGAAUGCAAAUUAUACUGCACACAAACAUGAUUCAAAAUUGUUUAACUACUGCCUGGAAUGAUAGGAACAUUUUAAAUAUUUAAUAACAGUCUUCCUGCUUCUCACAACAGCAUUUUGUCAUUGAAUUAUUCAGUUAACUCAUUUCUUUUUCUAUGCUGAUGUUUGCAAAUUCCCACCAUACACCCAGCUUCCUCUGUGAUGUAGGUGUGCCUUAGAAAAUGAAAUCGCAUAUUUUUGUGCAUAUUUUGCUUGCUGUGGUGUACUUCUUGCCUUGUAACCAGAAUUUUUUACAUGUCUUGUUAUUUUCCCAUAAGUUUGCACACCUAUAUUGAUUGUAAGCUAGAUUUAUUUCUUCAGAUUGUUAUUGUCAUUAUUGACAAUUUUUCAUGGAGUUUUCAUGCAUUCUUACAUGCACCUUUUGAAUAACUGUCAAAUUAAUGAGAUAUAAUAAUGUCAAGUGGAUCUGUUUCAAAGCACAGCAAUCAAACCUGACCUUUUCGUGUUAAUGAAUGCCUGCAAAACCGCUAUCCCCCAUAAUUCUCUUUCAGUUUUAACCACUUGACAAGAAUCAACAAGUCUGGCCAAAAUUUACACAAAUAGUAAACACAUUAAUAAUAAACACAUUCUUACACAUGGUUCCCAGGUCCUUGCAAGGUCCUUUUAAGUCCUUUUAUAUUGAAUUUUCGCCGAAAGGCCUUUUAAGUCCUUU
This is a messenger RNA of Pomacea canaliculata, 5010 nucleotides long. RefSeq lists its product as uncharacterized. The record is from RefSeq and is a predicted model, not a curated record. The coding region runs from base 1291 to 3768 and encodes 825 amino acids. The transcript has 15 exons. NCBI's taxonomy places the organism in Eukaryota, Metazoa, Mollusca, Gastropoda, Architaenioglossa, Ampullariidae.